GUUCACAAAUCCACAACAUUACAAGCGACGCUACCCUGCGAGUCUCUUAAGUAGAAAUUAUGGCGGACUUCCCCAAAACCGUAGAGGAAAUUUUUGACGACUUCCAGCGCAGGCGCACAGGACUACUAAAAGCUCUCACAGACGACUUGGAAGAGCUCUACCAACAAGCGGAUCCAGAGAAGGACAACCUGUGCCUAUAUGGCACUCGCGAGGGAACGUGGAGCGUAGAGCUGCCAGCCGAGGAGGUGCCGCCGGAGCUGCCGGAGCCGUGCCUAGGGAUAAACUUUGCUCGUGAUGGCAUGCAGAAGCGCGACUGGGUCGCUCUGGUGGCGGUUCACUCGGACUCAUGGCUGCUCGCGGUCGCCUUCUUCUAUGCUGUAAAGCUUGAUGCCGCGGGAAGGCUGCGUCUCUUCAAGCUUAUCAACCAGCACCAGACCCUGUUCGAGAGCGUGUCUCAGCGGAAUAAAUACAAAAACGCGGCACCGCCGGCCUCCGGGACGGCAGGACCGGUGGUGAAAAGGAAGAAGUUUGACGAGGGGAGGCCCACGGAGAGCAAGUACCCGUCCGGGCGGCUUCUCAAAGCGGACGACGUGUCGCCGGCGCUGAAGGGGCGGGCAGCCGAGCUCUUCUGGCCCGACAACCAGCUGUGGUACCUGGUGGAGAUAAUCAGCGUCAACGCAAAGACAAAACAGGCCAAGAUCGUGUACGCGAGUGGCGAGGAGGAGGACCUCGACCUAGCAGAAAUCGUGCGCGAGGGGCAUAUGGCAUUGCUGUGAGGCACUGCAGCUGUCCUUGGUCUGGGCUUGGGGAGAAGCUUGGGAACGGGUAAUCAAGCAUUUUCUGGCAUUGCAGUAGUGGGGUUGCGCGUUGUGGAUAAUGCUCUCCAUUCUGGUGACACGCGCUUGAAUGCGGCGCGGUCCAUACAGGGGGUACACUGUGUUUCUAUAGUGUUUGUGAUUGUGGUGUGGAUAUGAGCGGAUGGCGCGACUUGAACAUGACACUACCAUCAGCCUGGACCCAGACUGGCUGACGGCUCCACGGCAGCCAACAGCCACCACAAGCUGCGCAGCCAAUGCCAACGGCUUAAAAGCCUGACCUGAGAGCGAGAGCGAGAAUGACCUGCGGUCCUCUCAUGACGUUCCUGUACCAUGUUACUAUUGACGAUAUGUGCGUUUGGGCCGCCUUUACUGCGUGUAGGUAAGGCGGUUUCAGGUAGAUGAGUGGUGGAGCCGGGAUACUGGCUCGCAAGAUAGGAACUUUAGAUAUGUGUGUUGCUUCAGACUUAAAGGGCAUUAGCCAACCCCGGUGUUACCCCGCAAAAUGAUUCUGCAUGCACCAAUUGUACUUGUUGGACGUAUAAGGAGGUGGCGGGCGUAAGUGUGCGGCAUUAAAGCCCAUUAGGUGCCAUGCUUCCAUGUGUACUGGGAUAGCACGACGCUAGUGGGAUCACGUGGCCUUUUUACCACCGACAGUGCGUAUGGCAGAUUGUAUGGCACUGUGUGUAACGUCCAUUGUGUAGCCCAGUACUGUUUCCACUGUUACUACGACCGAGGGCGCUGAUGGCACUGGCGGCAUGGAGUCCAGGUGACGCUGUAAUGGAGACCUGAUUCGGCGGCAUGCGUAGCCUCCUCUUUGACGUGCACGGACGUCUAUCGAACAUGGGAUGCUGUUCAACGUGUAUUGAAUGAUGCAAGCUGGCUGGCGCUGGCAUUGCCUGCCGCUGGCUGCACUGUCCAGGAAAAACACUGGCGGCUC
Chlamydomonas reinhardtii is the source of this 1755-nucleotide messenger RNA. RefSeq lists its product as uncharacterized. Lineage: Eukaryota; Viridiplantae; Chlorophyta; Chlorophyceae; Chlamydomonadales; Chlamydomonadaceae. Gene Ontology annotation, molecular function: histone binding; transcription cis-regulatory region binding; transcription coregulator activity. Gene Ontology annotation, biological process: regulation of DNA-templated transcription. Gene Ontology annotation, cellular component: nucleus. The transcript is spliced from 7 exons. The coding region runs from base 60 to 776 and encodes 238 amino acids. The record is from RefSeq and is a predicted model, not a curated record.